GUAGCCUUUGCCCUUUGUAAUGGUAUGAAAUGAAGAAGGUUGAGCACAAGCACAUGGAGGGCUACACAGCGUAAGCCGUCGCAGGCGCUAGUUUCUCCUUCACUGUUUACACUGACCGCAAGGCCCGCAACCCCUUUUCUCAAAACCCCACUUCUGGACUUUUCUCCAUUGCCCCCUGUUUCCCUUUCCUUUUUUCAACCCUUUCGAAACAAAUAUAGUGAAUUCCCAUUUUCCCAAAUGAAUGAUUCUCCCUCUUUUUAAUCUCUUCGUUUCGCUUCUUCUUCGGAUCUUUUCUCGCUUUCAGAAAUGGAGCAUCGAGAUCAGAGGCAGGAGAGCCAUGGAGUUCAUGUUUGCAACAAAUGUGGAUGGCCCUUUUCUAGCUCUCAUCCGAGUGCUAAACGUAGGCGUGCUCACAAGAGGGUUUGUGGAACCAUUGAAGGGUUCAAGCUGGUUGAGUCUGAGGCUAAUACCCUUUUGACUGUUUCAGAUAAUGAUGGCUAUCAUAAUAGUUCCAGUCUAGAAGUCCUGGGAGGCAGUUGCAGUGACAAUGGCGUCGAUGGAACGAAAACAAAAUCGAAGGAAUCCGGAGAUGAAGUGUUUUCCGAUGCUGUUGCAGAGUUUUCAGAGGGCAUAGGACCAAACAAAUCCAUGGGAGAUGCUUUGAAUUCGGAAAGCAUGUCGAAGAUGGUGGCCGAGGAUGAAAUGAAUAGCUCCCGAGCUACGAAUGACACAGAAGUCUUUGAAACUACUAUCCAUCAGUCAGGAAGCGAGCAGGAACACGAAAUUAAUCAAGAACUUUUGAAUAUCGAGACUGACUCUCGAAUUCCGUUGUCGUGUUCUUCAACUGAAAAUCAAAAGGUUGAGGAUUCGAUUGUUGCAGAAACCGCUAUCGAUCGGUCAGGAAAUGUGCAGGAAACCAAAGUUGAUCAAGAACUUAUGAAUCUUGUGACUGAUUUAGGAACUCCUCUGUUCAUCUCUUCAACUGAGCAGGAAACCAAAUUUAAUCAAGAACUUGUGGUUCUCCACGACGAUCAUAUGAAUACGACUACUGCAAGUGACUUGAACCCGAUUGAACCCGAAACUAUAGUGCCUCUGCAACAAGAAAAGAACAUUCAUCGUGCUGAAAACGUGCCUCGAUGCUCCUUGCCAUCUCCUGAUACAAGAUAUGAUGAAAAGAAGAAUGAGGGGUUCGGUUCGUUUAAAAACUCGGCAGAAAUUGCUGCACCACCGGGAAGAAUGGAUAAUGAUAAAUCCGAGCCAGUAUCGAAGAUGGAAGAAACCAUUGAAAUACCUAAAGAGCCCACUGCACAUAAUGGAAACGAUCUAGAGUCUUGCAGUUGUCACAUCUUACUCGAGACCGAUGAAAUAAAAGAAAGGAAUGACAAUGUGCCUCCGCCUUCUGUGUCGAGUGACUUAAACGUUGUAGAGCGUCGUGAGGCUUUAGUCGACGAUUCAAAGGACCAUAAGGAUCUUAAGUUAACUGAUUAUGUUGUACAGGAUCGUCAUGAAGGAGUCGGUGGUUCGGGAGACAAUUUUAAGGAUCCCGUUCGUGAGACUUCCCAGGCCGAGCCAUUUGAUCCAGCCUCGGAAGUAGCUUCUUUUGACACUGGAGUCAAGAAUGUGUCUGUUGAUGUGAGAGCUGAUUGUUCUAGGAAUAGCAACGAGGAAGUCGAAGAAAUUCCCGUUAAAGAAGUGAAUGCAACCGAGAUUAAGAGUGAACUCGAUGAAAACGAGAAGCACGAUAAGAGUCGAAACUUAAGUGAUGCUGCAAAUUUUGGGAUUGAUAGUGUUCCAUCAGCCUCCUUUUCACCAGAAGUUGAACCAGUGGCCUCUUCCAUGCAUUCUCUCGAUAAUCUUUCUGAAAAUGUUACCGAUGUCGUUUUCGAUGAAAACUCAGCUGCACCAACAGGUAAUCUAAAGAAACUCGACGACAAUGAAGUGGGAAACGGAGGAGUUCUUCGAGCUGAUGAUGAGAACAAAGCAGGAGCAUGUGGAACACAUUCAGAGGACAUGGCGCAAAUUUAUAUUCCAGAGGAAACGGUUUCAACAGGGAUCGAUUCCACGAUGCUUGAAUCUAACACGAACAGCAGAGAGAAUAGAUGUCGUGCUGUUGCUGAAGAGAUAGCAAACGAAUCUCCUAGGAAGUUUUCUGGGACCGAAAACGCAGACACAAAAAGUUUCGGAAUUAAUUUAGUUUCAGAUGCUCAGCAAAGUGUAAAAGACGACGAUCAUGGCGAUGAUCAGUCAUGUCAUGUUGCAGGUUUUAGCGCAGUUCAAAACUCGUCCGAUGUCGAUUCGAACAAAGAAGCGAAUUUGGUUUCUGUCAGUAACGAAUCUGUCACGGGAAGAUCAGACGCUCCUCGGGAUGGCAGUGUGAGCCAGCUUGUUGGAGGUGUGAGAAUUACUUCUGAAACUUGGCAAGAUGAUACUGUGAAAACCGACGUAAGACCGCAGCUUACAUCAUCCCUUCUCGAUGCUUCGGUCGAUGCGAGUAGUCAAACCGACAGUCUUGAAGGCAACUGGGGGUCUGUCUCAGUGCUCUCAACUCAGUCAGAUUUACCAGCUGUUGUUGAUGGCGAAGCAACACUGCAAGCACGAGCCGAAGCAGCGGGAAACAACUCGGAGAGGAUGGAAGCUGCAACCAAGAGACAACAUUCCGACAGAUGUGAUUUGUUCGAGCCACCAUCUUUUAUGACCUUGGUCGAACCUGAAGGUGGAGGAAUCCAAAGCACAGGCGCUUCCGAAAUCCAGACCGACGAAAACCAACAGCAGCGAAAUCCUGCAUCUCUGCAGGCUGGGUGGUUUCCCUCGUACACUCACGUUGCAAAGGACUCACCGGGACGAAAGAAGAACGAGGCAGUUAUAGCGAAGGUAACAAACUGGAGCACAGGGAAGCCACACACUGCUCUCAAGAACCUUUUGGAUGAUGCUGCACUCGAAAACAAACAGAAAUCAUCACCAACACGAAAAGAAAACCUGGCUUCCAUGAUUCAGAAAGACGAAAAUUCGACAGAAAAUAGUGUGGUCAACGCAACAGUCGGCUCCGUUACUCGGCCGAGAUCGCCUGCCUCACAGUUGGGAAACAGAGAGAUUCCAAAUGAAUGGAACUCUCCUGCAAGGUAUCCAUCAGACAUCCGGAGAGAAAGGAGAAAAGGGAAGCCAUAUUGGGCUCAAUUUGUAUGCUGUUCAUCAGUGCAUUAGUAGUGUAGAGUGUUGCAGAACUGGCUUGAAUGUUAUUUAGCUGUAUGAACUUUUCAGGGUGCUUUGCUUUUUGUGCCAUAUUCAACAUGGCUCAAUGAACACAAACUUAGCAGAAUUGGAUCAAA
Molecule: messenger RNA, 3326 nt
Organism: Cucurbita moschata (crookneck pumpkin)
Lineage: Eukaryota; Viridiplantae; Streptophyta; Magnoliopsida; Cucurbitales; Cucurbitaceae
Exons: 5
Coding region: 307-3201 (964 amino acids)
Source: RefSeq, a predicted model, not a curated record